Taeniopygia guttata (zebra finch) is the source of this 4846-nucleotide messenger RNA. RefSeq names its product oligophrenin 1 (gene OPHN1). Gene Ontology annotation, biological process: synaptic vesicle endocytosis; signal transduction; regulation of synaptic transmission, glutamatergic. Gene Ontology annotation, molecular function: protein binding; GTPase activator activity. Gene Ontology annotation, cellular component: dendritic spine; terminal bouton; cytoplasm. Lineage: Eukaryota; Metazoa; Chordata; Aves; Passeriformes; Estrildidae. The record is from RefSeq and is a predicted model, not a curated record.
GCCCGGGGCGGCGGCGGCGGUAGCGGCGGUAGCGGCGGCAGCGCUCCGUAGGCGCAGCGCGGCCGAGCCGCGGCCAUGGGGCACCCACCGCUGGAGUUCAGCGACUGCUACCUGGACAGCCCCGACUUCCGAGAGCGCCUCAAGUGCUACGAGCAGGAGCUGGAGCGCACCAACAAGUUCAUCAAGGAGGUGAUCAAGGACGGCAACGCGCUCAUCGCCGCCAUCCGCGGUUAUUCCUCAGCAGUGCAGAAGUUCUCCCAGACUCUGCAGUCCUUCCAGUUCGACUUCAUUGGUGACACACUAACGGAUGAUGAGAUCAAUAUUGCCGAGUCCUUCAAGGAGUUUGCAGAGCUGCUGCAAGAAGUGGAGCUGGAGAGGUCCAUGAUGGUGCAGAAUGCGAGUGAUUUGCUGAUCAAACCUUUGGAAAACUUCCGGAAGGAGCAGAUAGGGUUCACCAAGGAAAGAAAGAAAAAGUUUGAGAAGGAUGGUGAGAAGUUUUACUCCAUGCUGGAUCGCCACUUGCAUUUGUCUUCCAAAAAGAAGGAAUCUCAGUUACAGGAGGCUGACCUUCAGGUGGACAAAGAGAGACACAAUUUCUUUGAGUCCUCCCUCGAGUAUGUGUACCAGAUCCAGGAAGUACAGGAAAGCAAGAAAUUCAGUAUUGUGGAGCCGGUGCUGGCAUUUCUCCACAGCCUCUUCACUUACAACAACCUGACAGUGGAGCUGACACAGGAUUUCCUCCCAUACAAGCAGCAGCUCCAGCUCAGCUUGCAGAACACGAGGAAUCACUUUUCCAGCACACGGGAGGAGCUGGAAGAUCUGAAGAAGAGGAUGAAGGAAGCGCCCCUAACCUGCAAGCUGCCUGGGCAGCCAACCAUCGAGGGCUACCUGUACACUCAGGAGAAAUGGGCACUGGGCAUCUCCUGGGUGAAGUAUUACUGCCAGUAUGAAAAAGAGGCAAAAACCUUGCGGAUGACACCCACAGACCAGAAGCCUGGAGCUAAGCAGGGCACCUUGGACCUGACCCUGAAAUCGUGUGUACGGAGAAAGACUGACUCCAUAGACAAAAGGUUUUGUUUUGACAUUGAAACUAAUGAAAGGUCCGGGACCAUCACGCUGCAGGCACUCUCAGAAGCCAACCGAAGGCUGUGGAUGGAGGCCAUGGACGGGAAGGAGCCGAUCUAUCACAGUCCCAUCACGAAGCAGGAAGAAAUGGAGCUGAACGAGGUGGGCUUCAAGUUUGUUCGGAAGUGCAUCAAUGCAGUGGAGACCAAAGGAAUCACUACGGAGGGCGUGUACCGGACUGUUGGCAGCAAUAUCCAGGUGCAGAAGUUACUGAAUGCCUUUUUUGAUCCAAAAUGCCCUGGGGAUGUGGAUCUCCAGAGUGGGGACUGGGACAUCAAGACCAUUACCAGCUCACUGAAGUUCUAUCUCAGGAACCUGUCUGAACCCGUCAUGACGUACAAGCUCCACAAAGAGCUGGUCCUGGCUGCCAAGUCUGAGAACCUGGAUUACAGGCUGGGAGCCAUUCAUGCACUGGUGUAUAAACUGCCUGACAAGAACAGGGAGAUGUUAGAACUCCUCAUCCAGCACCUUGUCAACGUGUGUGAGCACAGCCGGGAGAACCUGAUGUCGCCGUCCAACAUGGGGGUGAUCUUCGGGCCCACCCUCAUGCGAGCACAGGAGGACACUGUGGCUGCCAUGAUGAACAUCAAGUUCCAAAACAUCGUGGUGGAGAUCCUGAUAGAGCACUUUGGGAAGAUCUACUCUGGCCCCCCUGAAGACACCACAGCCCCCCCAGUGCCCCCACCCAGGGUGGCUGCCCGGCGGCACAAACCCAUCACCAUCUCCAAGCGUCCCCUGAGGGAGAGACCUGUCUUCUUUGGUGCCUCUGUGGAGGAGAGUGGAGGUCAGUCCGGCUGUUCCCUGAUGCCUUGCCUGCUUCUCACCUCUCCUGCUUCCUGUAACAAUGGAGCAGAGAGGCUCGGCCAGACCCCCAACGGCGGCGGCGUGGAGGCCCCCAGACCCCUGCACCGCAGCCGCCUGCCCGCGCCCCGGCCAGGGGGGGACGAGCCGGGGCGUGCCCCCGCCGAGAGCCUGGGGAAGCUGGGCAGCAGGCUGCAGGAUGGAGGGGCGAAGGCAGCUGCCAGGGCGGCCAACGGCGUGGUGACCAGCCCUGCCCUGAGGACAGCCACGCUGCAGGCCAGGAGACCGGCGCCACGGCCGGGCGUCUGUGGCAGAGAGGGUGACUGUGACGGUGUCCCUAAGCCACGUUCCCAUGGUGAUAAACCUGUGAUAACGCGUCCCCCUGUGAGACCUCCGGAUCCACCGUGCCGGACUCCCAUCCCUCCAAAGCUGGAGCAGAGGCCAGAUCUGAUAGCAGGCACAGCAGAGGAGAUGCCCUCAUCUGUGGUGGCCUCUAGGACCAAGUUCUUUGAGACAGCGUCCCGAAGAACAGGCAGUUCUUCAUCACCACAAGGCAGGAUCCCAAGUGAUGACAGCUGAGGCUAAAGGCUUUGUAAGCACACCUCAGCCCAGCUGGACCCAGGAGACUUUCUGUGCUUGUGACCCAGGAGUCAGAGCUGAGCCUUGCCAGCCCCAGUGCCCUGGAGAGCAGCUAUCUUACCGGAUGAUGAUUUCCAAGCCACGAGUGGGCUCGGAGACCCACGAAGAAAUUAAGAGAGGGAGACCACAAUGGAGAGCAGGUCCUGCCCACACAUCCGUGUUGAACUGUUCCCUGCCCUCCAAGCUCUCCUCUCUCCUCUCUCGUGUGUGCCCGUGCAGGUGACGGCAGCAUGGGCAGGGCUGGGGGACACAGACCGCCUGUGGAAGGGACAGUGGAGCCCCUGUUCACCUGCUCACUUUCAGGAAACAUGCCUUGAAAAGGGUGUAUGGACAGCACGAGGGCUGAGUCUCUGUGUUUGGAUGCAAGGGCAAAACAGCUGCAGUCCCCCCUUGCCCUGCUUGCCCUGAGAAGCCCCUUCCUUUGUGCUUGUGUCCCUCGCUUGGUGCGUGUCAGUGUGUGGGACAGCUGUGCCUGGAAACGCUGCCCAUGGUGACACAGGUUGGGCAGGGAUGGGGGGAUCACUGUGCUCAGCUCUGUGGCAUGUCUCCUCAUCUCCUGGACAUCCCUGGCCUGGGUCAUUACGCUGACAGACAGGCCUGGCCGGGGGCUUGGCCUGAGCCAUGGCCACAGCCUUGCCUGGGACCAGCUGUCAGGCAGCACCCUCGGGUCAGCAGCCUCCAAGGGUGCCGCUGGGGGAAGGGAGCAGCAGGUGCUCCUCCUCUUCCUCUUCCUCUUCCUCCACUGCCUCCUCUUCCAUGUGAGCCACACUCCCACCAGAUCCACUUCUCACAGGCCCACCAAGAAGUCUCCGUCCUGGGUGAUUGCGGUGGCCAGCACAGAGGUGCUGAGGAUCUGAAACUCACUGUUUGUGGGUCAAACCCAUUGUUUUGUUUUGUUUUGUUUUGUUUUAAGAACUGCUCAGUUUCUUGUUUGCUUGUUUAUUCAUUUCCAGUAUGAGAUGCCCAGCCUGUCCCUCAGCCACGGCCCUGUGGAUGAUGCCCAUUGGCCCGGGAGGUGUCCCUGGCCAGGACCUCUGUAGCAGUAGAGGCUUGUCUGUUGCUCCAGCUGCCACCAGGGCCCAGCUCCAGGGCUGAGCAUGGCAGAGAGCUGCUUCCUUGCUUCCUCCACCCACCCAAAGAUGACUCCCUCCUUUUGAAUGGUUUCCUUUAGGUGCUGAGAGCAUUUGCAAACCAGUGGCCAAACAUUCCCAGGUGCUCCAUUCCCUCGAGCAUGGUGUUCUGCCCGGCGCAGGCCCUUCCCAUCUCCCGGCGCUCUGCCCCUGUGUGACCUCGUGUCUCGUAUUGCUGAAUGGCACACACUGGAGCUCACGUGUGUCAUGUCCAUGGUGCUCUCACUCCCUUGGCUUCAGCUGCUCCCUCCUUUAGGCCUGGCACAUGUAAGUGGCUUUCAAACCAAACCAGCCCUGUGCUGUGGCACUUGAGGCUGUGCCACAUGCACUGGCAGCACCUGGGCUGUGCUGGCCCCUCCUGCUGCAGCCCCUCGCCAGGGGUUCAAGGACAAUGCACAGGGUUCUGAUAAGGGUUCUCUGAACAGGUAGGGUGGAGCUGAAGCUGGAGCCAGCUGCUCUGACCAGCCUGGCACUGGGGCCACGUGCCUGCAGCAUGUCACCCCCUGGCCCUGUUGGGGUGUUGGGCUUGUGGCUCCUGCACAAAAGGCCAGCAUUUCCCUACUGUCUUUCUUGCUUUGGGCUGCUGUUUGGGGACCCCUCGAGCCUGUCACUCCUUGGGUUGUGCAGAUGUACGUGGCACUGGAGGUGACAUUCUGUGGGAGCAGUGGCUUGUCACAUCCUCUCCUGCUCGUGCCCACUGCCCAGCGCAGACCCCCAGGACAGAGCCUGGCUCCAUGGGUAGGGAGAAUCCAAGGGUGGUCGGUUUUCCAUCAGAGAGUGUGAGCAGUGGGGAGAGGCAGCUUCUUGCAGAUUAUUUCAUGGUGUCCUUUUAAAAUUCUUUGUCAUUUGUAUGUCUGUGUUGAUUUUUCCUGCACCUCUGGGUGCAGCUGAACACUGGGGACCAGCAGCUGGAGCAGUGGGGGAUGCUGGUUGUGCUGGCAGGGGGCUGUGGGGUCCAAUUCCUGCUGCCAUGAGGCACAGUCCCUGCUGCUGUGGGACCCAAUCCCUGCUGCCAGUGGCCCAGGAGUGACAGCUGGGAAUGUGAGAUCGCCCUGUGCAGCACGGCAGCCCCCAGCAUCAGCCCUGGAGCCAUUGUGAUGUGUACCAGCUUAGGUUACUGCGAGUGUUUAUAAAGUUUCCAUGAAGUGAAA